Molecule: messenger RNA, 468 nt
Organism: Pteropus alecto (black flying fox)
Lineage: Eukaryota; Metazoa; Chordata; Mammalia; Chiroptera; Pteropodidae
Gene: CXCL8
Product: C-X-C motif chemokine ligand 8
Exons: 4
Coding region: 100-405 (101 amino acids)
Biological process (GO): chemokine-mediated signaling pathway; inflammatory response; antimicrobial humoral immune response mediated by antimicrobial peptide
Cellular component (GO): extracellular region
Molecular function (GO): chemokine activity; CXCR chemokine receptor binding
Source: RefSeq, a predicted model, not a curated record
GGAUCUCUCCAACCAGCACAAGUCCUUGAGGACAACAGAGCUCACAAGCUUCUAGCCAAGAGCCAAUAAGAAACCAGAAAGAAAGCACUUCGUGUGAACAUGACUUCCAAGCUGGCUGUCGCUUUCUUGGCCGCUUUCGUGCUUUCUGCAGCUCUAUGUGAAGCUGCAGUUCUGUCGAGAAUAAGCACAGAACUUCGAUGCCAGUGCAUAAAAACACAUUCUGCACCUUUUCACCCCAAAUUUAUCAAAGAACUGAGAGUGAUUGAGAGUGGACCACACUGCGCACAUACAGAAAUCAUUGUAAAGCUCGUGAAAGGAAAUGAGGUCUGCCUGAACCCCAAAGAAAAGUGGGUGCAGAUGGUUGUGCAGGCAUUUUUGAAGAGAGCUGAGAAGAAAGAUCCAUGAAAAAGAAAUGCAUUCUCCAUGGUUUCCAAGAAUUCCUCAGUAAAGAUGUCUAUGAAACUUCAA